AUGUCAAUUGCUUCAUCGGAUUCCGAAGCUGAGUACCACUGUUACUCGGAAAGAACUUUAGCUAUUAUAAAACCAGAGGCGUACGAGAAUGCUGAGGACAUUGAAAACCAUAUCCGUGCUAAUGGAUUUUCAAUACUAGCUAAACGUCAAGUCCGCCUUACUCCGGAACAAGCGGCCGAGCUAUACAAAGGUCAUUAUGGCAGGCACCACUUCCCUCAUCUCGUGGCUCAUAUGUCUGGUGGACCGAUUGUUGCCCUCGUUCUCGCUGCUAGGAAUUGUAUACAGAAGUGGAGGACUUUGAUGGGGCCAGCUAGAGUUGUCGAAGCCCAAGCCUACUGGCCGGAUAGUCUACGCGCCUGCUACGGGCGACGCACCAAGUAUGGAGACUACUUCAACGCUUUGCACGGCAGCGAAAACCACGCGGAAGCUUUACGUGAAAUACACUUUUUCUUUCCUACAAUGAUCGUAGGACCCUUACUCCGUCGAUGGCAAAUCAGCGACUAUAUUCAGAAAAACUUAUCGCCUACCCUCGUCCCCGCACUAUCAGCUCUCGCUCAAGAAAGACCUUCCGAGCCCAUAGUUUGGCUAGCUGAUUACUUGAACCGUCACAACCCUAACGAACCCCAGUGGGCGCCUAUAGCAAGGGAACAAAGGGAAGAAGAAAAAUGUCAUACGCCACUACCCUCGCAAGAAUCCAUUUUAAAUUAAUUUGACUUUAAAACAUUAUGUAUGUUACGCCAUUAUGGUUACAGAAUUAAAUGACUUCCAAAUUA
This is a messenger RNA of Melitaea cinxia (Glanville fritillary), 773 nucleotides long. Its product is annotated as nucleoside diphosphate kinase homolog 5-like. The transcript is spliced from 4 exons. NCBI's taxonomy places the organism in Eukaryota, Metazoa, Arthropoda, Insecta, Lepidoptera, Nymphalidae. Gene Ontology annotation, biological process: negative regulation of oxidative stress-induced intrinsic apoptotic signaling pathway. Bases 1 to 708 code for a protein of 235 amino acids. The record is from RefSeq and is a predicted model, not a curated record.